Molecule: messenger RNA, 4244 nt
Organism: Mya arenaria
Lineage: Eukaryota; Metazoa; Mollusca; Bivalvia; Myida; Myidae
Product: B-cell lymphoma 6 protein-like
Exons: 7
Coding region: 137-1204 (355 amino acids)
Biological process (GO): regulation of transcription by RNA polymerase II
Cellular component (GO): nucleus
Molecular function (GO): RNA polymerase II cis-regulatory region sequence-specific DNA binding; DNA-binding transcription factor activity, RNA polymerase II-specific
Source: RefSeq, a predicted model, not a curated record
CCCAGAGUAACCUCCCCUUAGUGAACCAAGCGGCGAAAAGAAAGCAACUUAUUUUCCCCAUUAUUUGACGUGUUGCUCAAAAUAUUUUGCUUUGGUGGAGUUCUUGGUUGCAGUUUUCAGUGGUUGCAAUUUGACUAUGGGUGACAUGGAUGCAGUCAAAUCUAUUCCAGGAUAUGAAGCUAUCCUGAAAUCAGUCCUGAAGAACCAGAUAAAAACAUUGGUUGACCAGCUUUAUGAACAGACAGGGGAGGAAGUGGUUUUAUUGACGGCAAGUCUGAAGGAUGGCACGUUCUCCAAUCUUGGCUCCCAGUCUGGAAAAAACUUUCUUGAGAACCAUAGCAAACUUAAGACUGAGUUUUAUGGAUAUUGUGUUAAUGAACAAAAGAAGCAUCCCCCUUCAGCAAAGAGAAAGCAGGAUACAAAGUUGUCCCCCAUCGCCAUCAAGAAAGUCAAAGUCAACACACCGGGCACUCCAGUACAACCAGUGGCCAAGAAAACUCCACAGAUUAUCAUUUUGCCAACAUCAGCAUCCAAGCCCAUCUCCACCCCAACAAUACAGACCCAGAUGACCUCCACCCCAAUAAUACAGACCCAGGUGACCUCCACCCCAAUAAUACAGACCCAGAUUCAGAGUUCACACAGUACAGCUAAGCCUGGCACCUCUGUACAGGUCAUGGGUGGGGCUACACAAGGGGCAGGUGCUCAAGAUCCAAAGACCUUUAUCUAUUUUGAGCAAGAGGGAGCUAAUUUUGUUGUUCACCAGGGUGAAGGUGAAGAGGAGUAUGGAGAUUUUGGAGAGGAGUUUGAAGAUGAGGGUGAGGAGGAGGAGGAGGUGUCUGUUACAACUGGGGUCACAACCCCCGGCAAAAAGCCUGGAAACAAGAGAUCGAGGGAAUACAGGUACAAGUACAAGCCCAAAGGCAAGCCGAUCACCGAAGCCGUUGCCCCUCCAGCUCCCGCGGCAACCAUCAGCCCAUCCAUGCAAAAACGACUCAGCAAGCUGCAGACCAGCAAACUUUGCUGUGAAUUAUGUGGGAAAGUGUUUGUGCGGCCGGACCACCUCAAGAGCCACAUGACCAUGCAUUCCGGUGAAUCCCCGUUCGCAUGUAAGCAUUGUGGGAUCAGUUACCGCCGACAAAACAACCUUGACAUUCAUGUGCGCCAACAUCACAGUCAUUUGUUGGAUGAUAUUGAGGAAAUUUAAUAGCUUUGUAGCAUUGUUGUGGGAACUGGGGAGAGUUAUAAGCAUGGUAUUUUCUUUCUAUGCUUCUUUACAACAUUUGACUGGAAAAAAAUUGAACAUUGGAGUUCAAAUCUUCCUUAGUUUUAUAGCAAUUGUAGGUUGCAUUAUACCAAAUCACAAGUUGACAUUGUCAUGUAGUGAUUUAAGAUUUGUCAGAGAAAAUGAGCGUUAUGUAGAAAACAGAAACCUUUUCUCAUCUUAUGUGAAGGAUUUGGUCUCAUAAGCUGACAAAUAUAGCUAUUUGAAAAUUCUCCUUUAAUUCUGUAGGUCAAGAUCAGUUUGUUUUUUCAUAUCCAUCCCCUGGUUAAACAAUGUUCUUUUUCUGGAUGAUAUGAUGCUUCUACUGGACUCGUUUUUGCUGUCUAUGUCAGUUUUUUUUAUUUGAAACUAUAAACUUAUGUUUUUUUUUCAGAUUGCAUGUUGUUUUGUUGACAUAAAUGAGUUUAUAUGAAGUGAACAGGGUUGGAAUUUUGACUGACAAACUUGCAAAAUGGGACCGAUAUUUGAAAAUUCUUGCGUCAUUGGGUAAUUGAACUCUUCUUAACUUACUUCCUAUCCUUCAAAGAUAGCUUAGACCAAUAACAAAUCCUACUCCCAGAUGAAAGUAAGCAAAAAUAUGACAGAAAUUAAAUAAAAUCAUCAUGUAUUGCAGUUUUAUAUGUUGAAUAAACAAAAUAAAUGAAAUCACACUGUGUGUGGGUCUUGUCAUUUUGGGAGUAAGCUCAAAAGGCACUCUCAAAAAAUUAAGGUGUCUUGGAAAUUUAAUUUUAACCCUAGUGACCAACAAUAUAUUUUUGAAAGUUUAAGACCUUUCUAAGGUCAAAGAAUAUUUUUUUUUGUGAGAAAAGUAAAAAUCUAAAUUUAGGGCAAUAUUUUUAUCUUGACAUACCUUAGUGCACUGUACAUGUAUAUUAUGUAUAUAUAUGACUUUUUUAACAAAUUUCAGAAGGUACUUCUGCAACAUUGUUAUAAUGAAAUUUGUACAGUUUAUUCUGUGGUGUAUUUGGAAAUAUUACCAGUUACUUUGUAUUAAAUAUUAUUUUAUCAUUUUACGAAUUGAAGAGAUGAGAGAUAUUGGCUAAAAAUAAAUAAAAUAUUUUAAUUUUACUUCAGUUGAUAAACUUUGGCUUUGUUAAUGUUGAUAUACUGACAAUUGUGAGAUUAAAUCUGAUACCAUUAUGACAGGUCAACUGUUAUUCAUUUGUGUGUACUGUUUUCUUGUUAUUGAAUAAUGCUUUAUCUUUACAGGCCCAAAUUUCUCGAAACUUUUGACUGUACAGGCUUAAUUAUUAUGUCUCCCCCAUUCAUGGGGAGACAUAUUGUUUUUGCCCUGUCCGUCAGCCAGUCAGUCUGUCAGUCUAUACAUCACACUUCGUUUCCACUCAAUAACUAUAGAACACUUAGACCCAAGAGCUUCAUACUUGGUAUGCUGGUUGGUCAUGACUAGUAGAUGAACCCUAUUGAUUUUGUGAUCAGUAGGUCAAAGGUCAAGGUCGCCGUGAACUUGAGGUGAAAAAACGGUUUCUGUUCAAUAACUGAAGAUCCUUUGGGUCCGGGAACUUCAUACUUGGUAUGCUAGUUGUUCAUGACUAGUAGAUGACCCCUAUUCUUUUUGAGAUCAAAAAGUCAAAGGUCAAGGUCCCGGUUACCUUCAGGUAAAAAAAACGAUAUGUUGGCGGUGACCUUAAGCUUAAAAAUGGUUGUUGCAUAAUAACUAAAGAUCGCUUGUACCCAGGAACUUCAUACUUGGUAUACUAGUUGGUCAUGACUAGUAGAUGACUCCUAUUGAUUUUGAAAUCAGUAGGUCAAAGGUCAAGGUCACUGUGACCUUGAGGUGAAGAAAUGGCUCAGCUCAAUAACUAAAGAAUGCUUGCACCCAGGAACUUCAUACUUGGUAUGCUAGUUGGUCAUGACUAGUAGAUGAACCCUAUUGAUUUUGAGAUCAGUAGGUCAAAGGUCAAGGUCGCCGUGACCUUAAGGUGAAGAAACGGUUACCACUCUGUAACUAAAGAACGCUUGCACCCAGGAACUUCAUACUUGGUUUGCAAGUUGGUCAUGACUAAUAGAUGACCCCUAUUGAUAUUGUGAUCAGUCCGUCAGUUAGUCAGUCCGUCAGUCUGUAUGUCACACUUAGUUUCUGCUCAAUAAAUAAAGAACGCUUGCUACCAGGAACUUCUUACUUGGUAUGCUAGUUGGUCAUGACUACAAGAUGACCCCUAUUGAUUUUCAUGUCCAUCAUUUAUUUUUUCUCAGCUAUGACCACACAAUAGGGGAUACUAGUGCUUUUUCAAAAAAGCAAUCUCUAGUUUUAUUUCAAUUAGAGAAAAAUAAAUACUUUAACUUGUGUAAUGUGCGAGACCAAAGACGCAACAGGUCGCUUCAAAGAAAAGCAUGCUUGACCCUGAAGGGGUCCACUGGUCUUUAUAUACAGUAAAUUCUCAAUCCACUCGGAGCCUGGCUUUGCUAAUUUGCAUAUUACCAAACAAGUACAUCAACAUACUAUGAACGUACUUCCAGAAUGUUAAACUAUGAACGCACAUCUGCCUACAGCGGGCGGUUACACUUGAUUUUGAUAAAUGAAAAAUUAUACUUAUGAUUAACAUAAAGAUAUCUUCAAUUAAGUCUGAAAAAUAUUUAAACGGGUAAUUGCAAAUUAUAGAAAAUUGAGAAAAGUGAGAUUAGCUUAAUCCUGUUAUAAGGGACUUAAGAAGUUUCGAGAAAAUGAGGCUAGGAGUUCUAUAGUUCAGGAUCAAACCAAACGAUUUUUUUUAAGAUAGGAAAUUUGCAUUAAAAAUAGCAGGUACCUAAUAUUGAAUAUAAAUGACUUUGGAAACAAGUUCAAAAGGGUUCUGAGCCCAUUUACCUUGCUUUAGGCACGAAUCCCUCAUAGUCGAUCAGACCACCUGGUAUUUUUCAGGAUUUAAAUUUAACAGCUGUUAGAAUUGUCAAAAACUAUUAUGUACAUUCUUGUGUUUGUUUUGGAAUAAAUACUGUAAGCACU